GACACUUUCUGUUUUAGCCACUUUUAACUUUGUUUUUGUUCGAUAUUGUGGAGAUCAGGAGCUUCCGUCAAAGUCAGCUUUACAAUGAAUAGAACAUGCGAUGAUACCUUUGAAGUCCGUGCGGAAGACGACGAACCGUGCGCAAGCGAGCGCAGCCCGGAACUGAAGCGUAAGCGUACGACGCUUACGGCAGGAGAAAAGCGCGAAGUUUGUCUGUGGAAGCGCGAGCACCCGCGGUCUACUCUACACGAUGUCAUGCUUUGGUGUCGCAUCAACCUCGGACUGGACAUCGGCAAGAGCUCCGUAUCCCGCAUCUUGCAGGAGAGUGACAAGUGGAUCAACACGCUGCCAGAGGCCGUCAACUCGACCAACUCGAGAAAUUCCCUUGGUGUCGAUAUGGAAAAGUCCCUUUUCACAUGGCUCCAAGAUGCGCGCUCCCGAGGGGUCUAUGUAAGCGAUGCGAUGAUCGCCGAAAAGGCCCGCUCUUUCGGGAAGCUGCUCAAAAUGCCCGACAAUUUUCGCUAUUCAAGAGGUUGGCUGCAUCGUUUCAAGUCAAGACAUGGGAUUUGUAAUAGCAGACAUGGAAGCAGCUCACCUACGUCUGCAGGCUGCAAGGAUACAUCUGAAGAGUUGCCCAGUAGCAUCAGCCAUGCGCAAUUACAGACAGUUCUUGCAGAUUACACCCUGAACAAUAUCUACUAUGCCCAAGAGAUGGUUCUUUCAUAUGCUGCAUUGCCAAUGAAAGGAAGCGCUAGGGAGAAGCAGAGAUACAAUAAACAGAGGCUAGUAGUUGGACUAGUUUACAACUUAUCGGGUUCACAUCGCUGGAGGCCUAUUGUUGUUGGCGGUUCCAAACGGCCCCACAGUUUCGGAACCCUUUUCGAUCCGGAUAUAUACUGUAACUACAACUACGAACCAAGAAUGUGCCUGACUGCAAGCAUCCUCACAUGUCAGUUGAAGAGUUUGGAUGAGAACCUAUGCAAGGAAAAACGACGCGCCAUCAUGCUAAUUGACGAGGCAAGGACUGAUGCCUUCAGUGACGUGUACUUCUGCAACCUGCAGAUGCACUUCUUGCCUUCCCAUUGCAUCUCUGAUAUUGCAACAGGGAGUUCCUCUGUAAUUCAUGGUGUAAAAGCACUGUACCGGAGAGAUCUUGUGCUGCACAGUGCUAUGUGUAAAGAUGCUGAGCUGCAGACUGAAAUCAGUGUUCGCUGGGCACUUCGGACACUCUCACAGGCUUGGAUGGCUCUUCCAUCUCAAGUUAUCUUGGACUCUUGGGGGCAAACAGGCCUUCUGCCAUUCCAGCCACUAGAGAGAACAGCUAGUGACACAUACGAGGGCUUAGUUCGGGAGCUCCAGAAUCUUUUGGACAAUGUCUACCCUCGUAGGGCUAGUGCUGAAGCAUAUAUAAGAGUUGAUGACUGUGAUGGUGUGGAUGAGGGUCUGUCCACAACUUUUCAUGAGCAGCCAGAGUGUGUUGCCUCAAUUCUGGAACCAAACCACACUGAUGCUUGGAGAGGCCUUCACACCUUGAUUACAUACCUUGAACAAGAAGGAGACGUGGGUGCUAUACAAGAGCUCUCCAAGUUAGAGAAAAAGCUGAAUGUGAAAGUUCUGAAGUAGAGUUCACAGUCUUUAGUGGUUUCCAUGUUAAAUUUUUUUCCUUAUUUUAUCGCUUCAAUACCCUGACAGAACCGAAAACAUUUUUAAGGGAGUACCAAUAUGACAUUUUUCAUACUGGCAAGCCUCAAAACACCCUAAAUAAUUUACUAAAAUAGCUUAUCUAUGAAUCAGUUUUGCUUUUGGUUUUGUUUUCCAGUCUAUGUGCCGUGACACAGAAGGUGGUCACUUGAGAGCAGAAUAUUGCGACGUUCCAGCUUUCACUCUGGCUCACUCAAUUGUCUGCUACGCUGCCUCAUUGAGCCAUGCAAUGAGUAGCAGCAUAGCAGACAACCGAGUGAGCCAGAGAAAGUGCAAAAACACUGUCAUGUGCUGCUCCCAAGUGACCACUUUCUGCAUCAUGAUGUCUUGACACAUACACACCUCCUGCAAAACGAAACAAAAAACGGUUUCUAGAAAAGCUAUUAUGCAAGUUAUUUAGGGCAUUCCGAGGCUUGUCAGUAUUUUUUGAAGUCAAAGUCCAUCAUUUACAGCAAAAAAAAAAUGAAAAGCCUGAAAUGUCUCAUCAGUAAUCGUUUAGGAUGCUGAGCGAUAAAUUGUACUUCACUCCAAAGUCCUUGUGUAGCGUGGCUUAGGGUGCAGAAAGUUUGACUGCCACGCAGAAGAGAUGAUGUUUGAAAGUAACUAGCACUGUGCAGACUUGUUGGCUAAAAAUAUUAACAUAUCACAUAAAACUGAGAGCCUGCUUGCACUUGCUGACUCUAUGGUAAUCAUAAACACCUUGAAUCAAACAUUACUAAACCCAGCAUGUGUUUCAAAUAUAAUAUACAAAAACGUGUGCAUCGAGAUCCAAACAAGACGUAGGGUAGUGCACAGGAAGAUGGAGACUUGACGUGAUCAACAGUUCUUGGAGAAGAGAUGUCUCUAAAGCCAAUCGUUCGACAAGAGGACAAGCACCAUUCACACGGGAGGCCCUGGGUGCCCGGCUCCCCCUCCACCCCCCAAGAAAUACCGGCACUUCAGUGCCGACAUAACCCACGCCUGCAUGACCAGACCCAGCCUGUGCCUGCUGGAGGAACUGUGUGUGUACUACAUGUCUUCGCUUAGGCCAUGUAUGUAUGUGGUAAAGAUGGAAGCCAUUGAUAUAUACUGCAGGCACCAUAAAGCAAUUGUCAAUGCAGAGCAAUAAAUGAUAAGUUGCGAAGCAUUUAUAAAUGAGAAGAUACUAAAUGAGAAGCAUUUAGUAUCUUUGGUUUUUUUACCCAAGUUUGUUUUUGGUUAAGAAAAUAAAAAAUAGAACUUCGACCAUUUUUUAUUUUGUUUGCUAGGGUGUAAUCAAGCGUCACUUUUUCCAACACGUCACUUUAGCUUUGCACGGAAUGCCUUGGAUCUCUGCAGAAU
Messenger RNA from Dermacentor silvarum, 3021 nucleotides. Its product is annotated as tigger transposable element-derived protein 6. Gene Ontology annotation, molecular function: DNA binding. Gene Ontology annotation, cellular component: nucleus. Lineage: Eukaryota; Metazoa; Arthropoda; Arachnida; Ixodida; Ixodidae. The transcript is spliced from 2 exons. The record is from RefSeq and is a predicted model, not a curated record. The coding region runs from base 85 to 1623 and encodes 512 amino acids.